GGGGGGUGAAAAAAAAACGAUGCUGUAAGUUGUCCGUCUUGCUCUCCGCUCAAAGAUACAGCGGCAGCCCCAACUCCCGUUUGCGUGUGAAUUUGCCAGCGUAUUUGUGAGCUGUGUGUCACACAAAUUUUAAACAUCUGCCGCUUUGCUACUUGGAAAACGAAUCUUUCAACUCAAAUAAAUGAGGGCCUUUGGAAAAAAAGGAUGCGUUUUGAAUUCCCGAACUCUCCCAGUCACGGCAAGGGUUCUUGCCACCUCCAAUCUUUUUUUUCCUCUGCGUGUGCUGCGCUCGCCCAGGGUUUGGUGUCUCCCAUUAAGCGUCUGGUGUGGUCCAAAGCCAGUCGCAGGCCGGCGGAGCGAGGCAGCGUUUACCGGCGUCCCCUGCACACCGUCCCGCUCUACCCUCCCGACUUCCUCAUCCACCCCGAAAGACUCAUCUUCGACUACGUGGAGAAGGAGGUCAAGUUUCUUGGUCACCUGACCUGGGUCUCGGUUUCUCUGAACCCUUCCAGUCGAGAUGAACUGCUGCAACUGCUGGACACAGCCAGGCAGCUGAGGGUUCUCCCGUCCAAGACCAGCGCGGAGCAGGACUGCAUCUUGAGUCUGUCCGCUCGCUGCCUGCUGCUGACGUGGAGAGAUAACGAGAAGCUGCUGAUGAGGAUCCCCACGCACGAGGUCGCCGCCGCGUCCUACCUGAGAGACGACGCGCUGCACCUGCUGGUCCUCAAGACAGGUCUAAACGUGGACACCGUCGUCGACAACAGCCUGGACCGAAAGAAGCCGACGGGCAUCGACGGCCGACGUCAAACGGUGAGCUGCGACGCCGACCCGCGACCUUCCGGCGGGACCAUGGAGCGACGCCACACCAUCUGCGGAGUGGACUGGAGGCCGUCGCUGUCCAGGAGCAGCCACGACAAGAACCAGGAAGUGGAGCGAGGAGGAGGAGGAGGAGGAGGAGGAGGAAACGGCGGCGGAGGGAGUUUGGAAAGGAAGCGAGCAGGGGGCAGCUGGGAGAGAAGACAAGCCGCGCGCAAGACGGGCGGCAGCUGGGAGAGCCGCCGGCCCAGGCCGGCCGGCGGCUUGCCGCCCGCCGGCGGAGGAAGCUGGGAGAGGCGAGGAGCGGAAGCGGGAACAGGCGGCGGCGGCGGCGGCGCGGGAAGCUGGGAGCGGCGCCAGGCCUGCACGGGGAGCUGGGAGAGGGGCAAGAGCUACGGCGGGGGAGGCGGAGCGGGAAGCUGGGAGCGGCGAGGAGCGGGAGCGGGAACAGGCGGCGGCGGCGGCGGCGCGGGAAGCUGGGAGCGGCGCCAGGCCUGCACGGGGAGCUGGGAGAGGGGCAAGAGCUACGGAAGCUGGGAGAGGAGGAACCACAACCCGCUGGAGCCCACCCCGUGCCCCGACGCCUACUGCAACCUCGUCAUCCUGGCCGUCGACAACCGGGACGCCGCGGAGGAGUACUGUUCGCUCAUCUGCCAGAUGUUCCAGAUCAUUUAUGGCCAUCAGACCAUCGAGUGCGUGGACAGAGCAGGAUUUCACCACACCGUGCCGGACCGCUACUGGCUGCAGAGAAGUGACAGCUGCCUGACGGACGCGUCGUACGGUUACGAGCCGGAGUUCAGCCGCUGCAGCUCACGCGACGGAUCCCAGGAUGCCUUCGAGCUCUACUACAGCGAGACGUACAGCGAGAGCUCGUCGCUUUCGCCGCAGGGCUCCCGUCGCGGCGUGGCUUCGGCCGACGACGCCUUCGACAGCGACGCCCCCCUGGCGCUCAUGCAGGACUACAUGACGACGCUGAGGAACAAGCUGAGCGCCGUGGAGUUGCAACACUUUGCGGCCUUUUUGCGAGAAUACAGGCUGGGCUCGGACGUCGGACACUUUUGCUCCGAGCUGCUCCGGCUGUACGGAGACGACCGCAAGUUUCUGCUUUUGGGUAUGCGGCCGUUCAUCCCGGACAAGGACGCGGGCGUGUUUGAGAGCUUCCUGGAAAGCAUCGGAAUCCGCGAGGGUGGAAUUUUGACCGACAGCUUCGGACGCAUCAAGCGCAGCAUGAGCAACACCUCGGCCAGCGCCGUGAGAGGAUACGACAGUUGCUCUCUGACGUCGGGGUCUCAGGAGUUCAACCGCCGCAUCAGCGACAUCACACACGACAUCCAAGCCCUGGGCUUCGGGGACGCGCAUGCUGAUAUCGAGGAGGAGGACUACUACCUGUGAUUCAAGUGGACUCCUCAACCGUCCAAAUCGUCAUCAAGUCGCUUCGUUUGCAUUGGACCCGCAGCCCCCGCGCAUCGCUGCGUGUCAGCGUGCGCAAGAAAGCUCCCAUUCCCAAAACUUUAUUGAAGAGCGACAAUUUCAAGCAUCCUUUUCUCUUAGCGUCAUAGAAGGCGAAAUUGUCAAAAGGUGCGUAUGUGGGUGGAAAUCAUUUCCAAGCGAUUGGCCGGUGACCAUUCCAGGACGUACGCCGCCCAACUCCCGCCAGACGUCGGCCGAGCGAGGCUCCGGUUCAGCGCGCCGGCCCUACGUGGGACUUUGCCCGACCAGUCUACAUGCGCUUGGGGGACUCGGAGAAGACGUUCGAGCGGGUGCGGUCGAGGCUUUGAGGGCGUCCGUUUGGCGUCUCUUUUUGCAGAUCAUGUGGUGCUGUUGGCUUCUUCAAGACGGGAUCUUCCAAAAAAAAAAAAAAAAUCAGCGCCUCCAAAUGUGGGUCCGUGGUCCUCAGUCGUAAACGUGUGCAAUGGCCUCUCCGGGUCGGGGAGGAGAUUCUGCUCCAAGUGGAGGAGUUCGAGUUUCUCGGGGUCCGAGAUCGACAGGCGGAUCGAUGCGGCGUGUGCCGCGAUGGGGACUUUGCAUCGGUCUGUCGUGGUGAGCAAGGAGCUGAGCCCAAAGGCCAAGAUCUCUCUCUAUUUACCGCUCGAUCUUCGUUCCUACCUUCAACUACGGUCGCAAGCCGCGGGUCGUGACCGAAAGAACGACAUCCCAGAUGCAGGCGGCCGAAAUGAGGGUGUUGGGGCACUUCCUUUAGCGAUAGGAUGUGAAGCUCGUUGGAGACUACGUCGAUUCUUUUCUUCUCGACGCCGUGAGUCGAGAAUGCUUUGAUGUGACUUCCAAAGUUCCAGUACCGUCGAGUCACCAGGUAGAGGCAGUAGCGUACUAAAUGCCGCUUCAUCUCGUGUCUGCCGCUGAGGCCUUUUUAUGGCAGCACAAAAGGAGGAAAGAAAUGGUCUGAAAAUGAGGACGAAUGCAAUGCUUAU
This is a messenger RNA of Hippocampus comes (tiger tail seahorse), 3245 nucleotides long. It is a transcript of the gene ccm2l, whose product is annotated as CCM2 like scaffold protein. The coding region runs from base 205 to 2208 and encodes 667 amino acids. The transcript has 10 exons. The record is from RefSeq and is a predicted model, not a curated record. NCBI's taxonomy places the organism in Eukaryota, Metazoa, Chordata, Actinopteri, Syngnathiformes, Syngnathidae. Gene Ontology annotation, biological process: heart morphogenesis.